AUGAAAUUCAUGAAAACUUAAGAUGAAAAUAUUAUUAUAUUAGAUCUUUUAUAAGUAUUAAUUCGUUUAUAUAUAUAAGAAGAAGAUGAUGAAUCCGUAAUAUCAAUGUUAUGUCGUUGUAGAAUAAAUCCAAAUACUGGUUUAUAAAAAAUAUAAAGAGAAGAUUUAGAAUUUUAUAUUCCAUAAAUAUGCAAUUAUAUAGUAUUUUAAUAAGAAUUAAAGAAUUAAUAAAUGAUUGAAUUUUUAUAAACGGCAGGAAAAGUGAGCAUAUAUUUUUCACAUUUACUUUAUUUUUAUUUAAAGUCUUUAACUUAAAUAGUAAGUAAAAAAGAUUUCAUAAAUUUUCCAUUAGUCGAAUAAAUGGUUAAUAAUAUUGGAAAACAUUUUUAAGAAUUUUAUUAAAAUUUUAAAAUAGAAACUGAAUAAUAUGAUGAUUUAUAUAAAGAUUAUAUAUAAAAAUAUGGGACCGAAUAAUUUAUAAAUGAAUAAAAUAAAAAUAAUUUUAUAAAUAUGAAUCAUAUUUAAUUAAAUAAUUACGAGAAAGUUAUCUUUUUUGACGAAAACUAAUAAUAAGAUAAUAGUUUAAACAUAAAUUCUAUUUAAUUAUCAAUAAAAAAAUAAGAAAAUAAUUUAUUAUGUAAUUUAUAAUAAAAUUUUGAAGAAGAACAAGAAGAGAAUAUAUAAAAUUCAGAUUAUUUCUUUUCUACAAUUAAUUUUUUUGAAGAUUUAAUUAAACUUUCCAUUGAAAUUAAUAAAUCUAAUUAAAAAUAAACUACUUUAUAAUAAAAUAUUCAAAAAAUUAAUAAACAGUUACCAGCAAAUGUAUACAUUCCAUUUUUUUAAGAUUAUAUAAGAAAUUAUGUUAUACUUAAUAUCGUAAUUUCAGAAUGCAAAAUAUACCAUACAAAAGAUAGAGCACCUAUAUAAUUAUGUGUAGAAGUAUUUAGACCUGAUUUGGAAGAAUUAUAUACAGAAUAAUAAUAAAAAGAAAAUAUAGUCAAUAUAAAAAAUUUAAUAUAAAGUGUUGAUAUAUAAAUAUAAGAACCUUUGACAGUAAAUGUAAUUUGUUUAAAUUUUUAUUAAAAAAAAAAAAAAAAAAAAAAAUAUAAAUUUUUAAAAAAAACAUAUUUUUUUUUUUUUAACAUUCAAAGAAAUAUUUAUAAAAUUAACAAAAAGAUAAUAAAAACCAAUUAAUUAGACAUAAAAGUUUAAUUGAUAAAAAUAUAUAUUUAUAUAUUAAUAUAUAUAUUAAAAAAUUUAUAAAUAAAACAAUAUAAAGAUUCUUAUAAUUAAAAAUGCUAUUCAACUAAAAAUAUGAAAGACAAAUUAAAUGAAAACCCAAAAUUAUAAAAUCUGAAAAAAAUAUUCUUUAAAUAUAUAAGAGUCCAAAACCUCGAUAUUUCUUAUUAAAACUAAACUCAAUUUAUGAAUGAAAAUUGCAAUAAUACAAAUGAGAACAGUAAUAAUUAAAUAGAAGACAUAAAAAAACUAUAAACUUAAUUUAAAUAAUAUGCAGAUAUUUUAUUUGGGUAAGAUGUUUAAAAAUAAGAAUAAAUUAUAAAAUCAUAAUCGAUAUUUUAAAAUUUAAAAACAUAUAAACUAAUUCACUUUAUAGUAAAAACAGGAGAUAAUAUUAAACAAGAGUAAUUUGCAUCCUAAUUAAUUAAUUAAUUUGAUUAAAUUUUCAAAGAUGAGGGUCUAAAUUUAUAACUUUUACCUUAUGAAAUUAUUAGUUUAGAGCCAGAUAGUGGAAUUAUUAAAUAUGUUUAAAAUUCAGUUUCUAUUGAUAAAUUAAAAAGAUCAUUACAUGAAAACUUUAAAAAUGUAAAUAAUUUAUUUCAAUUUUUCUAGCUAUAUUAUGGAAAAAAUCUCAAGAAAGCAUAGGAAAAUUUUUGCUCUAGUUUAGCUGCAUAUAGCUUAGUUUGUUAUUUUCUAUAAAUAAAAGAUAGACAUAAUGGAAAUAUUCUACUUUUAAAAGAUGGACAUAUAACUCAUAUUGAUUUCGGAUAUUUAAUAUCUAAUGCACCAGGAAAAGGUCUUAAUUUUGAAAAUAAUGUACCUUUUAAACUUAUUAACGAAUAUAUAGAAAUAUUAGGAGGUGUAAAUUCUGAUAUGUUUAAAUUAUAUAGGAAGCUUUUUUUUAAGUUAAAAUUUAAUUAUAUUAUAUUUUAUUUUUAAAAAAGAGGGUUUAUGGCCGCAAAAAAAAAUUAAGAUAGGAUUUUGAUUCUAGCUAAAAUGUUUUAUUGCGGUUAUGGAUAAUCUCUACCUUGUUUUGAAAAAGGAGAAUAGGCAAUAGAAGAAUUAGAAGUAAGGUUUAAUCCUUAAAAUAUACAUAAUGAUGGUGAAUAUUAUAUAUAUACAUAAAACUUAAUAAAUUAAAGUCUUGAUCACUGGAGAGCUAGAUGGUAUGAUAAAUAUUAAUAUUUUUUCGAAGGAAUUUUUUAUUGA
Molecule: messenger RNA, 2448 nt
Organism: Ichthyophthirius multifiliis
Lineage: Eukaryota; Ciliophora; Oligohymenophorea; Hymenostomatida
Product: phosphatidylinositol 4-kinase, putative
Exons: 7
Biological process (GO): phosphatidylinositol-mediated signaling; phosphatidylinositol phosphate biosynthetic process
Cellular component (GO): membrane; cytoplasm
Molecular function (GO): 1-phosphatidylinositol 4-kinase activity
Source: RefSeq, a predicted model, not a curated record